Molecule: messenger RNA, 1164 nt
Organism: Cordyceps fumosorosea ARSEF 2679
Lineage: Eukaryota; Fungi; Ascomycota; Sordariomycetes; Hypocreales; Cordycipitaceae
Product: alpha/beta hydrolase fold-1
Exons: 3
Coding region: 1-1164 (387 amino acids)
Source: RefSeq, a predicted model, not a curated record
AUGGCUUCGCAGGAUCCACCACCGUCGGCACGCGCCGAAGCUGCAGCGUAUAUCUCGCAGACCAGCUUCCAUAAAAAGUUCACCAUACCGGCCACGUCCAGCCAUGGUGAACUGACGUUCAGCUACAGUGAUGUCGGCGCGACUCCGGAGGAGCAGACGGAUGCGGCACAGGUCCCGGUUGUCCUCUUCCACCCAGGCCUGUUUGCCUCGCGAUAUGUGGGAGUGUCCUUGCACGCGUUGGCUACGCAUCUGGGGAUCCGCGUGCUCACCGUCGAUAGGCCGGGGUUCGGCAGCUCCACGGCGGUUCCUGUCGAGAAGCGCGUCGACACCUGGGUCGAGUUUGUGCCGCUGCUACUCGCCCAUCUCGGCAUCCCGCACAUAACGAUCGUGUCGCACUGUGCCGGAACAGUCUACGCACUCAACCUGCUCUACAGGUGUAGAGAUCUCCUGAGCCCCGAGCGUCCAAUGGCUGUGUUGAUGGCACCCUGGGUCGACCCGCAACACUCUAGAAUGACAAUGAUGCAGGCGGCACAGUAUAUCCCGUCCCCCGCAUACUCGCUUUUUAACGGACUGAGCCGCUUCGCAGCUCGCGGCAUGUUGACGACGGUUUCCAGCAGUGAGGCCGUCUUCAACGCUUUCGGCAUGGGACAGCGAUCAGAAGCAGAGGAGCAGACCGUUCAAAGCUGGGCAAAGGACAAUUCGAUGAAGCUCGAGCGAGAAUGCGGCCUGUCCACCAAAAUACAGGGCGCCCUACAGCUUCAGACCGUGGAGCACAUCUUUUCGGAAAACACGACCGGUUCGAGCGACGAGGCUCGCCACUGCGCGCGAAAAUCGGCGCCUGGUAGCUGGGGGAAAGCAGACGACUAUUCGGUUUUUGUGGAGGAGGUAGCCCGACAGGAACGUUCGAGGCGCGGCGGCGACGCAGAUGCAGCCUCGCCGGCGAAGCUGAAGGUGAUGGCCUUCUUCGCCGCCUCGGACCACAUCAUAGGCGAGGGAGGCCGAGGGUACGUGGAAAAGUGCUGGAAUGGUAAGGCGGGGGAUUUUGGCGAUGCCUUCGAGUUUAGGUCCAAGACUGUUGCUGGGACUGGUCAUGAUGAGCUUGUUGUCGGGUUUGAUGUCUGGAAGGAGAUUGUCGCCAACAUUCGUGGUAAUGAGGUUCCGUAA